UUUACGCGCAGUGUUACUUAAAAGAACAACACUUUUUAAAAAUAGCAUUCUUACUUUCACUUCCGCCAUCAUUGCAAGACAAGUGACAAAAUGAUGAGAUAGAAUAAGAAGCGUCACACAAGAUGUCUGAAAGUUCAACGAUUGAUAUCUCUGCUACCAGUCAAGAACAAGCAUGUGCGGUAAUCUCUUCAGCCAUUCAUCAUCUCUUAUUCGCAAAGGGACAAAUUCAUCAACCGAUAGCUGUAUUGCGAAAACAGAGAGAUCAAGGAGGAGAUAAUGUCGCUUUUUGCGAUGAGGAUGAACAAGAUAGAAGCAAGUCAAAGACCAAGAAGAUUUCAUUCACUGCACAGAGAAAAGAACGUAGGCUGAAUGAAAUGAUUGCAAAUGUGGACAGAUUACAUGAUCAACUCGUUCGGGCUGUAGAAGCGGUAACAGAUUCGGGAAACGCUUCCAGUGGAGAUGAAGUAGUGCUCAUGCUUCGUUUGGGUCAAUCGCCUCUAACAAUGGCUCGGCAACAAUUCAAGAUCCAGCUCAACGGACUCCUUUCAUUACCUCGCACAGCAAUUGAAGCAGAUAAACAUAAUCCGCCCAAACCAUCUAUUGCACGACAAGUGUUUGGCGGAAAGAUGAAGAAAUCCGUCGAGCCAACUGCAAGUCAAUCUUCAAUGUCUCGUGUACCCGUUCUUGAACGGAAGUUAGUCAGAUUCUUCUUAUCUGCAAAUAUGGACGAAUCCGGUUUGGGCAAAGCUUUGACUGCACCUAUUGCGCCUACUCGAUCACAAAUUUUCAUACAGGCCCCUAGAAUAGGCUUUGCGGCAAAAGGUUGGAUACCGAGACCUUCUUUAAAGGUUGCUGCCAAAAAUGACGGAUUGGAUGGAGUGAGGACACAUGCGACACAUAAACAAGAACGAUCUGAAGAAGGAAGCGGUUCGAACGAAACAGUCGGGACAACAGCAGAAGAUGUGGAUAUGCUGGCACUAGGUCUAAGUCCCGUAAAGAGGAGAGCUUUAAUGAGUCCGAAAGUAAACCCUGCAAAGAAGGUAAAGCCUCUAAUAUUCAGGCAAGAUAGCGAUCUAGAUCACGAGCACACAGAGCAAGCUAAGCCUCUUACAGAGUUACAGAAUGAGCGCACAUCUCCGCUCAAGCCGAUGACGACAAACGUAGACGCAUUCACAGAAUCGACGACUACCGAUCAACCAGCUUUGACCGCACAAGAGCUCAUGGACCAGAAGCGAAUGGCGAGAAUGCGAUCAAGACCGACUGAAGGACAGCAUAAAAAGACAAUGAACCCAAAAGCGGAUAUUGGCAAGCAUCCUCAGACCAAACCUAUUCGAAAGCAGCGAAUGAUUAGCGCAUCAAUCAUCAUCAAUUUCACUUCCUCUGGUCCUGAAAAGCAUGAUAACUUUUCGCCCCACGAUCGUAGCGAUAAUAUCUGGUAUGCAAGUGAUAUUGUCUUGCAAGCAUGUACACUUUAACUGUUUAUUGUAUAAUGUAGUACACUGUAGAAUUAUAAUA
This is a messenger RNA of Meira miltonrushii, 1515 nucleotides long. RefSeq lists its product as uncharacterized. The transcript has a single exon. Bases 123 to 1475 code for a protein of 450 amino acids. NCBI's taxonomy places the organism in Eukaryota, Fungi, Basidiomycota, Exobasidiomycetes, Exobasidiales, Brachybasidiaceae. The record is from RefSeq and is a predicted model, not a curated record.